This is a messenger RNA of Sorghum bicolor (sorghum), 3374 nucleotides long. Its product is annotated as phosphatidylinositol N-acetylglucosaminyltransferase subunit GPI1. Lineage: Eukaryota; Viridiplantae; Streptophyta; Magnoliopsida; Poales; Poaceae. Gene Ontology annotation, cellular component: membrane. The coding region runs from base 821 to 3040 and encodes 739 amino acids. The record is from RefSeq and is a predicted model, not a curated record. The transcript has 12 exons. Gene Ontology annotation, biological process: GPI anchor biosynthetic process.
AGGGGAAAAGAAGGGUCGAGAGGACUCUGAGCCUUCACGGGGGGACUGCUGGGGCUGCAGUCCUGGUCGUGGGCCAAAACAACUGGGAGCAGGUCUUCAGACCCAGCCCAGCAGCUCCCUCCACAGCCCAACUGUCAACCUUAGAGCGCAGACGAGCGACAGAAGCCCGACGCUCUCCCCUCCCACGCUCGGUCAGGUCGCGACUGCAGACUCCCCGCCGUCCGCGCGAUUCCCGGCGCUCGCCGUCACCGUCGCCGUCGCCGCCUUCCCGGCAGCGGGCAGCGGCUGCCACCCGCCCUCCCCACCUCCCCCUCCCCCUCCCCGGUCCGGCGCCUGCGCGCCUCCCGGCCGCCUCCUGCAAGCCGCGGCCGGGUCUCCAGCUGGCCAGGGCACCAGGCCAAGGCUCCAGCCGGUCAGCCGCGGCCAGGUGCCCAGGUCUCCAGGCGAGAGGGUCACGGCCGCCCCGCUGUCGCCGACGCCCGGCCGCCCCUUGCCCCCCUCUUCUGCCGCUAAGAGUCAGAGUUCAAGCUUCAAAGUCCUCAUUUUGCUUGUGGCUUCGUCCUGAGUGGAUAACAUUGGCUACAGCAAAACAAUUGGCAACAAAACCCAACUUAGAGGCGGCUAGCAUUUUGGGCCGACCUCACCCUUCACAUCGCCUCAUUCCUCACCUUGACUGCAUGGUGGCACCUCCAGAUUGAAGCAGAGCUGAUGGUGCCAGUUCCCUGAGUCUGCUUGUUGCUCCCUGACGGUUUCAUCCACACCUGUGGUGGACCAAGCAUUGCCCACAGACCCAAGCCCCGAGCCCCAAGAUACAGCAGUGAUGGACAUUGAGCGAUGCAGGAUAUGGUGGCCACGCCAGGAGCUGCAGCUCAAGCACAAGCCUUUCUCACCGAGGUUCAUCCUGUUCGGAUGGUUCUUCAGCAGUGCUGGUUCUAUCGACAUCGUCAUCUCUGCAGUUGUGCCCCAAGAUCACAUCCUGCGCUCUUUUGCAACACUUGACACCCUCCAGACCAUCGUCCUUUCCUCAAAUAAAAGGAUGCCAGUAAGCCUACAAGAAUCUGCUGCAUUUAUCAUUCUCGGGGAUUGUGGCCAACACCCCCCUAAAGAGUUAGAAGAAUACUGCUUUAAUAAAUUAGAGCAGCUGCCCUUGGAUGCAAAAUUUGUUCAGAAAGAACAUUUUGGCACAAGAAGAAACAAUGCCAUGAUUGGAUCAGUUGGGAAUGGGGAUCAGGGUCCAAGUUAUGAGCAUAGAAGAUGGGGAUGCGAUUGUUGUGUGUUAGAUGGUUUUCUGGAUGCUUGCAGAAAGUCUGCAGUCAAAGAGGGCAGUUGGGUGCACUUGUGUUGGAAGUUUGGAAAAAACUUCAAGAGCAACCUGAAUCAAGUUCCAGUUCUUCACCAUUUGUAUCUUGAUGGCCAACAGAUUGAAAACAAUCGUUGCCACGUCAUACUAUAUGAGGUUCCGACAAUUGGCAGAAACCAUUUUUCACUGGGUUUGGAUGCACCUCGUAAGUUGAAUGUUUCUUUCAAAAAGCCAAAUUGGAUAAAUGAUCUACAAAAGCAACCAGCAUUUCUUGAUUUGGAUUCAAUUGUUUUGGCGCUUAAUUGUUCAAAUGCAGCUAGACUGCCAGACACUCAGGAAUGUUCUACCACAAGCUCUGGGGCUUAUUUCAUCUUUGCAUCUGUAUAUGAUGUCUUAGUUCAAGUAACAUGGCACUGCGUGGGGAUAUUUUUGGCUUCAGCAUCAACUAUUCUCUACAUCGUGAUUCUAAUAUUCCGGAAAUGUUUAAGCCAUAUGCCCCAGUACUUGAUGCUUAAUAAGGUUUUCAGACAUUCAUGGAAUAACAUUCAUCUUCGCAGCUGUCAAAUUCUCUACUGGCCAAUUGUCCUCCAAGAUGCUUCCCUAAGCUCCACUGUGAAUGUCGAAUAUGCACACAAAGCUGCAAUUCGGAAGCAUGCAUUGUGGUCAAGUGUCAUUGUGGAUCUCCUGAUGGGUUUUGUCCUUGGAGCAGCAUUCUUGUUAAAUACAGAGACUAUUUGUAUUUGGACUAUUGCUCUCGUCCACCACAUGACAGAAGCAAUCUUGAGAUCCGGUUGUGUGUGGCUGAUGGGUGUUCCAGCUGGUUUUAAGCUGAAUACAGAGUUAGCAGAGCUCUUAGGCAUGAUUUCUCUUAAUGCAGUUCAAAUUUACUCUACCCUUUGGUUCUUCGUGGGAGGCUACCUCAGGCAUAUAAUUCAAGGCAUUGCAGUCUCUGGAAUUAUUUUAGGUCUGACAGCUCCAGUUUCAUUCUUUAUUGACAUUAUCCAACUUGCUACGUUGCAUGUUACCAUGCUUCACUGGUUAAUCUCAUCAUUAUAUUCAAGACAGAUUCAGACAGUAGCAUCAUUGUGGCGUCUUUUCAGAGGGCGCAAAUGGAAUCCUCUUAGGCAGAGGUUAGAUAGUUAUGACUACACAGUUGAACAGCACGUGGUUGGUUCCCUGCUGUUUACACCAGUCCUACUUCUUAUACCUACAACUUCUGUAUUCUAUGUAUUCUUCUCUAUCUUGACAACAACGGUUAUCUGGGUGUGUGUGAUGCUGGAAAUUGUCAUCGCUGUAAUCCAAUCCACUCCUUAUGCUGAGUUAACUCUAUGGGUGAUGAGGAGACACAGAUUUCCUGCUGGAUUAUUUUUCCUUCAUGUGCCUUCAAGUGGACAUACUUCUGAAGGUGGCGACCUAUCAGCCCAUCCAAUUGGAUGUUGCAAUGAAAGGAGAAAGGAGGAUCUAAUCGACAAACUGUCAGAAUCAUUAGUUUCAGAACUUCACUGCAGCUAUGCCACUCUUGUUCAAGUAAUCAGAUCAAAUUACGAGAGAGUUUUCAACAGGACUGGUUACUCUUUUUGCAAACAAUUGGCAUAUGGGAUCCUUAGCGGUGAAAGGGUGCCUUCAUCGCUGCAUCUGCAGCCGUCUCCCUCAUUUACCUGGAUGAACAUUGGUAUUAUAGAGUAUUGGAUGCACUGCUAUGUUUGUGUCCUUCAGUGUGCACCAAAGAGAGGUCCAUGACGAUUGCAUUUGAAUGAACCUUGGUUCAUUUCUGCGGUUUUGGUUUCACUAGAGGUUUUCUUUUAUAGUGGUGGUUAACUGUUCUGGAGGCAAGGGAGGGUCAUCUUUACACUCAUGGAGCCUUUUUCAUUUUAACAGUAGCGGUACAAGAUUUUAAGUCAGCUGUAAUUUUAUAGUUAUAUGGGAUUUGCACGAUUAGCUGUGUUUUCAUGAAAGAAACUGAAUAUCAGCUAGAUUGACGUGUGAGAGAAAACAACUCAUGCUCUGCUACAAAGAUGCUUCACUCAAACCUCAUUGUUGAUUCACUCUAAUAGCUUUUUGCAGAUGUCGGGUA